This is a messenger RNA of Auxenochlorella protothecoides, 1359 nucleotides long. RefSeq names its product Endoplasmic oxidoreductin-1. Gene Ontology annotation, molecular function: FAD binding; thiol oxidase activity; protein-disulfide reductase activity. Gene Ontology annotation, biological process: protein folding in endoplasmic reticulum. The record is from RefSeq and is a predicted model, not a curated record. The transcript has 7 exons. Gene Ontology annotation, cellular component: endoplasmic reticulum; endoplasmic reticulum membrane. The coding region runs from base 1 to 1359 and encodes 452 amino acids. NCBI's taxonomy places the organism in Eukaryota, Viridiplantae, Chlorophyta, Trebouxiophyceae, Chlorellales, Chlorellaceae.
AUGACCAAGCUGUCCCGAGUGGGCGCCAUGGUGGUCUUACUCUCCCUAGGCAUUGCUAACCUCGCGGGUUUGAAUGAGCCCAACUCCUGCCAUAUGUCUGGGACCGUGGUGGACUGCUGCUGCAGCUACUCGGCGGUGGAGCAGGUGAAUCGCGACGACAUCGGCCCCAUCCUGGACAAGCUGGUCCAGUCGGCCUUCUUCCGCUACUUCAAGGUGGACCUCUACUGCGACUGCCCCUUCUGGCCGGACGACGGCAUGUGCGCCAUGCGCGAUUGCAGCGUCUGCGAGUGCGAGGAGGACGAGGUGCCAAAGAUCUGGCGCGCGGCCGAGGGGCGACUCGCCUCCGCCGACUCUCCCGCCGCCGCCUGCGCAGCGGCGGCGCAGGAGUCAGCGCUGGACCGCACGCUGCAGCCAGACAUCCGACGCGCGCUGCUGGCAGUACCAGACUGGCGCGGGUAUCGCAACCCCUGGAUGCCGGAGGCGGACGACGCCGGCGUGGAGUACGCCUACAUCAACCUCCAGCGCAACCCCGAGCGCUUCACGGGGUACGCGGGGGAGCACGCCGCACGCGUGUGGCAGGCCAUCUACGGCCAGCCGGGGCUGGAGGCAGGGGCCUCUGCCGCGCCGGAGCUCCGGGUCUUCUACCGCCUCAUCUCCGGCCUGCAUGCCUCCAUCUCCGCUCACCUAGUGGCGGAAUCGCCGCUGCGCGACGACACGGGCGAGGUCUACGCCUGGGGCCCGGACCUGGCCGAGUUCAGGCGCCGCCUGGGCUCCCCGGAGCUGCGGGACCGCGUGGAGAACCUCUACUUCGCCUACCUCUUCGUGCUGCGCGCGGUGCAGAAGGCAGCGCCCCUUCUGCGCGGCGUGGAAUACUCCACGGGCCUGCCGGAGGAGGACGCGGCCACGCAGCACUUCAUGCACAAGCUGCUGGACAACGCGGCGCUGCAGCAGGUGUGCCCCAUCCCCUUUGACGAAGGCAGGCUCUGGCGUGGCGAGGAGGGCCCCGUGGUGAAGGAGCAGCUGCGGAACAUUACGCGGGUGAUGGACUGUGUGGGGUGCGAGAAGUGCAAGAUGUGGGGCAAGCUGCAGUUCCUGGGGGUGGCCACCAGUCUCAAGAUCCUGUUCUCCGCCGAGGACUGCAGCGGCGCCCCAGUCCCCGAGCAAGGCCUGCAGCUGGAGAGGAACGAGGUCAUCGCACUCGUGAACCUUCUGGAGAGGCUGAGCAACUCGGUGGAAACCGUGCGCACGCUGAGCGUGCAGCUGGCGGGCGGCAGCGUGGCGCACCCCCAGGGCCUGGGAGCCAUCCAGGACGUGGUGCAGCACGGCCUCGCGCCGCAGCUGCGCACCGGGGGGGCAUGA